AUGGGCCUGUUUUCGAGCAAGAAGACGGCACCACCGCCAGUCCCGACUGACCGCGUGAUUCCGUUUCGCUUCGCAGACGACUUUGUGUACACGCGUGGGCUUUGUCUGGAUAUCUCGCUGCGCUUUGACGAUGUGCUCGAUCCUGAGAAACUGCGAGAGUCUUUGGAUGUUUUGCUGAACAAAGAUGGCUGGCGCAAGCUCGGCGCGCGACUGAGGCUGAAUAAAGACAACAAGCUCGAGUAUCAUGUGCCAGCCGAAUUCAGCGCACAGCGUCCGGCCUACCUUUUCAGCACAGACAAGCAGGACAUGAGCAUUGGUGACCACCCGGUGCUCUCGAAGCUGCCCCGGGGCCAAAGUGACAAGCCCGCGCUGUUUGAAAGCCCAAAGCUGUUUCGGCCGCAUGUGCGUGCUCCGGGAGCACCUCAGUAUCUGCCUGACUGGCUAUAUGCCGAUAUCCCGCAGCUGGCGGUGCAUGUACUCACUUUCCACGAUGCCACCAUCGUGACUGUCACGUUUAUGCACACGCUGACCGACGCGAUGGGCUUUGUCGCGUUUAUCCGUGGGUGGACGGCCGUAUUGCGCGGCGAUGAGGAUCAGGUUCCGGCCUUUGUUGGGUUUGAUCUGAGUGACGACCCCAUUGAGACGCUGCACGAGGGUAUGCCUUCAUCACGGUAUCUGUUCGCGGACAAGCUCGUCACUGGCUGGAGGUUUUUCCUGUUCGUCGUCAAUUUUGUUUUCGAAUUGGUCUGGUGGCCCAAGGAUGAGUUGCGCACGAUAUGCGUGCCUGGUGAAUACCUGACGCAGCUGCGCGAGUCUGCGUUGGCAGAGUUGGCCGACGAGGCACAGCAGACUCACAACGACGGCCCUGCAGGAGGAAAACUAUCAUCGAAGCCGCCGUUCCUGAGCGAGGGCGACGUGCUGUUUUCAUGGUGGGCGCGGAUCAUGCUGCGUGCGCUGAACCCGGCUCCGCAGCAGACUAUCUGCCUGAUGAACGUCUUUGACACGCGCGGUGUGCUGUGCGAUAUGGACCGUGUGGCCUCGCCGGAUAUCGCCAUGACGGCUAAUGCUACGUAUCCCUUGUACAAUUUGAUCCCCGCGGGAAAGUUUUUGAGCAAGGCUGUGCCGUUGAGCUGGAUAGCUUCGCAGGUGCGACAUGCGAUUGACACGCUGCGUACUCCGGAGCAGGUUCAGGCACAGGCUGCCGGGCUCCGGGACAGUGCUAGAGAUGCUGGUCGUCCGCCGCUGUAUGGGGAUUCGGGCAUGAUGCUCGUUACCUGUUCUAAUUGGCAUCGGGGCAAGCUCUUCCAGAUGGAUUUUUCGGCUGCUGUUGUGAAUGAUAAUAAUACUGGCUACGACUCAGAGAAAAUCACAGGAUAUCAAAAAGGGAAACCGUCGUUUGUCAACGCGACCUCGACCGAGACGGGGUUUUCGAUUCGCAACUCGCAGGUGAUUCUGGGCAAGGAUGCGGCGGGGAAUUGGUGGAUUCAUAGUUGUUUGCGGGUUGGGGCGUGGAAGAAGGUGAGGGAGCAGCUGGAGGCGAUUUAA
Messenger RNA from Talaromyces rugulosus, 1545 nucleotides. RefSeq lists its product as uncharacterized. Bases 1 to 1545 code for a protein of 514 amino acids. NCBI's taxonomy places the organism in Eukaryota, Fungi, Ascomycota, Eurotiomycetes, Eurotiales, Trichocomaceae. The record is from RefSeq and is a predicted model, not a curated record. The transcript has 2 exons.